This is a messenger RNA of Elaeis guineensis (African oil palm), 2035 nucleotides long. Its product is annotated as ERAD-associated E3 ubiquitin-protein ligase HRD1B. The record is from RefSeq and is a predicted model, not a curated record. Gene Ontology annotation, biological process: ERAD pathway; proteasome-mediated ubiquitin-dependent protein catabolic process. Gene Ontology annotation, molecular function: ubiquitin protein ligase activity. Gene Ontology annotation, cellular component: endomembrane system. NCBI's taxonomy places the organism in Eukaryota, Viridiplantae, Streptophyta, Magnoliopsida, Arecales, Arecaceae.
CUUAGAAAGUGGGGCGAUCCAAAAUUCCCAUGUCUUCUCUUCGCUUUCGCAUCCGACCUAGGGCUUCACUUGGCCUCCUAUCUGUCGGAUCGAUCCCCGUGGAUGGUGGCAGGCCGGCGCGGCUUCCAAGGAUUCGGCGACCAAUUUAGAUUCUGCAGAAAUGGUGAGGCUCCAAACAUAUGCUGGGUUCAGUUUCCUGGCCACCAUUACAGCAAUAUAUUAUGCAUUUAACAGCAGAGGGCAAUUUUAUCCAGCUAUGGUGUAUCUCUCCACUUCAAAGAUCUGUUUUGUGCUUCUUUUAAACAUGGGUCUGGUCAUCAUGUGUAUAAUGUGGCAGCUAGUCAAGCGUUUGUUUCUUGGUUCUCUAAGAGAAGCAGAAGUUGAGAGGCUGAAUGAACAAUCAUGGAGGGAGGUCAUGGAGAUCCUUUUUGCUAUCACCAUAUUCCGGCAAGAUUUUUCUGUAUCUUUUCUUACAAUGGUCACUGCCCUUCUAUUGAUCAAAGCCUUGCACUGGUUGGCUCAAAAGAGAGUUGAACAUAUUGAGACAACUCCAUCUGUACCUAUGCUGUCUCACAUACGCAUAGUAUCUUUCAUGGUGUUUCUUCUUGUUCUGGAUUGUCUUUUCUUAUAUAAUUUUUUGAAGUCCUUGAUACAGACACGGCAAGCAUCGGUUGCUCUCUUCUUUUCAUUUGAAUAUACAAUUCUAGCAACAACAACUGUGUCAAUGUUUGUCAAAUAUGUUUUCUAUGUGAGUGACAUGCUUAUGGAAGGGCAGUGGGAAAGGAAGGCUGUUUAUACUUUUUACCUGGAACUUGUUCGAGACCUUCUUCACCUGUCUCUAUAUAUAUUUUUCUUCCUAGUCAUUUUCUUGAACUAUGGUAUCCCAUUGCACUUGAUCCGUGAGCUCUAUGAGACAUUCCGCAAUUUCAGAAUUCGUGUUGCUGAUUAUAUCCGUUAUCGCAAAAUCACAUCGAAUAUGAAUGAACGUUUCCCAGAUGCAACACCAGAGGAGCUUAAUGUAAGCGAUGCGACAUGCAUUAUAUGCCGUGAGGAGAUGGUGACAGCCAAAAAGUUGCUCUGUGGACACCUUUUUCAUGUGCAUUGUCUGAGAUCUUGGUUAGAGCGGCAGCAUACUUGCCCUACAUGCAGAGCCUUGGUUGUUCCCCCUGAAAACAGGCCAGCUGGAUCUCGCCAACAUGGAACUCCAACCGAAUUUCAUCAGACUGGACCAGCAGUGGCUGGCACAUCUACUCAGGACCCCGACAGCAGUGCAGUGGGUGACAAUAUAAGUCAGCACCAGGCAAGGCUUCGAGCUGCUGCCUUGGCUGCUUCAUUAUAUGAGAAGUCAUUUGCUCCAACAAACACAUUUGUCUGGUCUUCAGAUUACGCUUUGCAGCCCCAGAUGAUUAUUCUAGAGAUGGAGAAGCAAUCAACUGGUGAAGAAGCACCGUCUGGACAACCGCCGCCAUACCAACCUUCCUUUCAAAGUCAAUACACUUUGACAUCCAUGCCUCCUGGCUCUAGUGUUAUCUUCCAUCAGAAUUCUGCUGGCAAUCCUGACCUACAACGUUCACUAUUGAAGGCGCAGGAAAAUCUUAUUCAGAGUCAGAUUGAGUUUCUGCAAGCCCGGUUGCAAAUUCUACAGCAGCAGCAGAAGGCGGAUCAUGAGGUAAACAGUGGAGAUGCAGUUCCCGCUGCCACUGAUUACAAGGGAAAGGCUGUUGCUGCAUCAAAUUCUUCUGCAUCUAUAGCUGAUUGUGGUCAACAUGGGGAGACCGAAGAUGCUGACACGGAUUAAAAUCCUGGAGACAUGGCUGGGAGGGAGCAAGACAUUCAAAAAUGUAGUGAGCUCAGCUUGGAUGAAAGUUCCCAAGCUUUUAGUACAGAAAUUCAUGUGGUGAAAGAUUUUUGAUGUUGUUUUGAGUUAUUCCUUGUGUACGUCGAAGCUAGGUUGUGCAUACUGGCCUUAUAAUCUCAAUCCUGGCGGCAUUGUUCAUCCUUACCAUGCUAAUAAUUAAUUUCUAUUUUACUACUA